CCAAUAUUUCACUUGAACCAGACAGAAUUUGAUACAGAUAUAUAUAAAUGGAGAUAAGAUAGAGAUAGAGAUGAGAUAGACAGAGAUAGAGGUGAGUUGUAUUAGCUGGUUUCCAGGCCUCUGUUCCAGAGACUAGUUUUAUGGAGAAGUUACAUAUGUCAUUUAAAAGAUUCAAAACUUUACAUUAAAAAAAAAUCUUGGGUGACACCACCCAAUCCUCAUGAUUAUUAAAUAUGCCUAAAACUUCGCAUUUAUCACCACUAUUUGUCCCGGUUUGUCUGACUCUCUCCCUAAAAAUAUAAAUUCAGGCAGAUAUAUUUGUCUAAGCUCCUAAUCAAGACUUAAUCGUCAUUUAGUACAGUAUCUUAUUUCUUGGCCAACAGUCUGAUGGGAUGGACUUGGUUCUUCUGGCAUCUAACUUCGUGGCGAUACGGUCAAUGUCUGUAGUCCAAGACUUGUCUUCCUCCUUUCUGUUCUCUCUCGAGCAAGAUUUCCAUUUUCUAAAAGCGAGCCUUCUUGCAUUUAAUAGCUUCGUUUUCACCGUCUUGGAUUUGGUGACACUGUACAAAUUCUUCCCUGACCUGACCUGCAAUAUGCAACUUUGGUGCCGAAAGACGGAGGGAACGGAGGUCGAACGAGCAACAUCGAUGGUUGGGGGGAAAGCCAUGGAAGGUGGAAAGAGUCGCUGCGGCUGGAGGGGGGUUCCCUUUUCCUUCGUUCUGGGCUUCGUCCUCGCGCUAGCCCCGCCGGUUGCCCAGAGCCGGAGUCUCCGCUUCGUUACGUUGCUGUAUCGUCAUGGAGAUCGCUCUCCCGUCAAGGCAUACCCCCGAGAUCCCUAUCAAGAAAGCGCCUGGCCCCAGGGCUUUGGACAGCUGACUCAGGAAGGAAUGCAGCAACAGUGGGACCUGGGCCAAGCUCUUCGCAGGCGUUACUAUGGAUUCCUGAAUGUUUCAUACAAUAGACAAGAGAUCUUUGUUCGCAGUACAGAUUUUGAUCGGACCUUGAUGAGCGCCGAGGCAAAUCUGGCAGGACUGUAUCCUCCAGAAGGGCAGCAAGUGUUUAACCCCAAUAUUUCUUGGCAGCCUAUCCCUGUACACACUGUACCUGACCACAUGGAGCAGCUCCUGAGGUUUCCAUUAUCUCCCUGUCCCCGUUAUGAGCAACUGCAAAAUGAGACCAGGCAGACACCAGAGUAUAUAAAUAAGACCAUCCAGAAUAUGCAAUUCUUGAAGAUGGUGGCAAACAUGACAGGAAUUCAGGAUGUUUCCCUUGAGUCUGUCUGGAGUGUGUACGAUGCACUCUUCUGUGAGAAAACGCACAAAAUGCAUCUUCCAGCAUGGGUAACUCCUGUGGUGAUGACCAAACUGAAGCAGUUAAAAGAUUUCAGUUUUAAUUUCCUUUUUGGGAUCCAUAGACGAGUGGAGAAAGCUCGUCUGCAGGGUGGAGUUCUUCUGUCUCAAAUAAGAAAGAAUCUUACCUUAGCUUCAAAAGUCUCAGAAUCUCACCACCUUAAAAUGCUUAUGUACUCAGCGCAUGACACCACUCUUGCGGCACUGCAGACAGCUCUGAAUGUUUACAACGGGAGACAAGCACCAUAUGCUUCGUGUCAUAUAUUUGAACUGUACCAAGAAGAUGAUGGUAACUUUUCAGUGGAGAUGUUCUUUCGGAAUGAGAGCAAGGAGGAGCCUUAUACAUUGCAGCUGCCCAACUGUGAACGACGCUGCCCCCUGCUGCAAUUCCUGCAACUCACAGAGCCUGUUAUUUCACAGGACUGGAAACAGGAAUGUCAGAUAGUAAGCACAAUGGAAGACACAGAACUUAUUGUGACUUUGGCUGUCUGUGGAUCUCUCCUCUUCUUACUUACCAUUCUGCUCCUGACUGUACUAUUCCGUGUAAAGUCCCGGCCUCUUGGCUACAGACAUGUUUCCAAUGAAGGAGAGGAACAGCCUUGACAAUUGCUUCAGCCCCUCCUGAUGCAGCAAGAGGAAUCAGCGCUGAUCUCAGGGACAGAUGGGGCUUCACAUCUUACUGACUGAUUUUGAUCACUGCUUCUAAAGCAGAAGAUCAGGGUUGACAAUGCAGGUGUUACAACUAGCAGAUGCAUUCUAUCUACCACAGCAUAAUGCAGUCAAUCACUAGGAGUAAAAUGCCAGCAUGGUCUUGGAUCGCUGUUUCUCAAUGUGUGACUAGUUCAACAAGGCAGAUAUGUUUUUCUUCUCUGAACUCAAUAUACUAUCUGUAUGUUUAAAAUGUUUAAAACUGGUACAGAGAAGUGGCCCACUGCUCCUUAAAAAGCCUUGUUCAGUCUAGUAGUUGCCACUUGUAAAUCUCUUCCACACUGUGAUGGUGGCAUCAUACGAAACCAGCAAUAACCGAUCGCUUCAACUGAGUCAGUGAUUGGGAACCAAAUGAUGGUCUCCAUUGCAGAAAACAGUCAUAGGAUGAAACCUUGAAUUCACUCAGUAGAAACUGCCAUAAUGGGAUUUACUUCCAAGUUAACAUGCAUAAAAUUGUGCUAUAAGUACUUUACUCUUAGUCUUUAGAUACUCAGAGAUAGAACAUUAGGAUUAGAUUCCUCCCCGCCCUCUGUAAUGGGAAAGAGGAUGCUCAAAUACAUGCAUUCAAGCCAUUAUUUACAAACCUAUGAUACAUAAUGCACAAUAUUCUGGACCAGAAAAAUGUUAAAAGAAUAUGUGCUUUAAAAACACACUUAGACAUUCAAAAGUCUUAUAUCAAAUACCUGUGGUAGAAAUAGUUAUGCCUCUGGAUUUACAUUCCUAAACUUUAUUUUGAAAUAUGCUGCUGAAGUUAAAGACCAGAUACUGUAAGUGAGCAGAUUUGGGAGAUCAACAGGUCCCAAAUCAUCCCUUGAGUGCCCAUUUCAUUCCACUGAUGCUGGUGCCACAAAUUUUCUCUUGGCUCUCGCUUAAACGCUUUUCCUUUUCCCCCGUUUUUUCAUUGCCCUUCACUAAUUGCACUUCACCUCAAAUUGUAUACUCCUGCAUUACACAAUACAACACAGCACAUUUCUCUCCAUGAGGAGAAAAAUAUUACAUGUACUACCUCAUCAGAAAUAUAUAUGGCAUGUAAAAAUCACAAAGGCAGAGGCUCUACUAUAGUAAAUUCAAAGAUUCACUCACAAAGGUGUAUAGCCAAUUUCUUAACUAUAAUCAAAAUGCUAGCUCACAUUUCAGAAAAAAUAGUGCCUUCUUUAGGCCUGAAUUCUGUAUGAUCAGAAGUGUUUCUGAACAUGUGCAAUGUGUUUCCUUCAUCCUUGAAUAAAUAUAGUUUAACUGAAGAUAAGAAUCCAUGGCUUAAUUGCCAUAUAGGCCAGAAAACCAGCACUUUUUUAAUUAAAAAAAACCUUCUAAUUUAUUGCUCCAAGCUUUCUAACAAGUUCCACAAAAAAUCCUCUUUUUUAUAUUUCCAAGCAGGGCAAUAUUCUACCAUAUGGAUACUCUUUUAUCUUCACCUGAAGCUCAGCCGAUCAAUUCAUUUGCCAUAUCAGGACAGGUCCCUUGUCUUCCCACCCUUUAAAAAAAAAAAGAGAGAGAGAGAUCCACUUUGUUUUUCCUUAAAACAGAUUUCUUAAGAAGAGCUAUAAUGGCUGCUGACCAUAAUAAAUACAUCUAAGUAUCUAAAAAGGCCAGGAGAUAGUAAGUAAAAAUUUCAAUAGUAUGUUUGCUUUUCCUGGGCUAAAACAGUAGCAAUUCUACUCAAAGGAGACACUGAAAAGUCCAGCCUAGUCAUUACAAAACAUUUCACAUGUUACAUUUCCUCUAAAGACACAGUAGUAUCCUGUUGCCAAAAAGUACAGAGUACAAUUUGCCAGAAAGUUAACCAAUUCCAUCUGAAGUUGUCUUUCUCUAUUUUUCUAUUGAACACUAACUGUAUGAUAUGUCUCCUGCAGGGCAGGAUGGAAGACAGAGCCAAGAGAAAUUCAGAUAAAUCGCUUCCAGAAAUGAGUCAAGUCAGUUAAUAUGCCAAUUUCUUGUAGGCUAAGUUCUAAACAAAAUGAGAAAUAAUCAGCUUUGGUACAAAAUGAAGAAAAACUAUGAUUUAUUCCUUGAGACUGAAUGUUGCUGUAAUUCACUUGAUCACUUUCUUAGUCUUUUCAUUAAAAACCAAGGUGGGACUGGA
Messenger RNA from Python bivittatus (Burmese python), 4140 nucleotides. NCBI's taxonomy places the organism in Eukaryota, Metazoa, Chordata, Lepidosauria, Squamata, Pythonidae. The record is from RefSeq and is a predicted model, not a curated record.